GCCGAGGUGUGUUCGGGGGCGGCGGCUGAGGUCAUCCAGUCGGUGGUGAACGGAGCGGACGGCUGCAUCUUCUGCUUCGGACACGCUCACCUGGGUAAGACCUACACCAUGAUUGGUCGAGACUGCUCCACCCAGAGUCUGGGCGUGGCUCCCACAGCCAUCUCGUGGCUCUUUAAGGUGAUCGAGGAGCGGAGGGAGAAGUCUGGAGCUCACUUCUCCGUCAGAGCGUCCGCCGUGGAGGUCUCCGGUCGGGAGGAGACGCUCACCGACCUCCUGGCUGAGCUCGCCUCCUCCUCAGCGGGGGGGCACCAGGAGGCCCCGGGCCCCGCGGUGUCCCUGAGAGAGGACCCUCUCUGUGGAUCCCAGCUGCAGAACCAGACGGAGCUGCGGGCGAACAAUGCAGAGCGAGCAGCGUUUUUCCUGGACGCCGCCCUGACGGCGAGGAGGAGCAGUCGGGCACCAAGCGACCAGGAGGCCCGGAGGAACUCUCACUUCCUGUUCAGCCUGCACCUCAACCAGGAGAGGCUGGACAAAGGCAGCAAGGCAGCAGUGUCUGGUGGGAGUCGUCUUCACCUCCUGGAUCUGGGAAGCUGUGAGACGGACAUCAGCGGGACCAGAGAGGGAGGAGGAGGACAGUGUCUGUCUCUGUCUGCGCUGGGAAACGUCAUCCUGGCCCUCGCCAACGGGGCCGAGCACGUCCCCUACAGGGACAGUAAGCUCACCAUGCUGCUCAGAGAAUCCCUCGGAAACAUCAACUGUCGAACCACCAUGAUCGCCCACAUCUCCGACUCCCCGGCCAACUACAUGGAGACGCUGACCACCGUGCAGCUGGUCUCCCGCAUCCACAGCAUGAGGAAGAAGAAGCCCAAGCAGACCUCCUCCAGCUCAUCCGAAGGGGACAGGUCCUGUGAGGAAGGCCCGUCCCAUCGACCUCCUCAUCCUCGACCGUUCCACCCAAAGAUCGUGGCCCUCGACACAGACACGCCCCUGCUGCUGCUGUCUGGCGACCCCGACUGCUCCUCCAGCAGCGAACACUCCUGCGACACCGUCAUCUACGUCGGACCCGGAGGGGUGGCCGUCUCGGACCGAGAACUCAGCGACAACGAGGGACCGCCUUCCUGCAUUCCAAUCAUCCCCUCGCUGACCAAAAAGUGGGUGAAAGACGCACCCAGAUCCGACGGCAAUCACUUAAAGUGCAACACGUUCGCAGAGCUGCAGGAGAGACUCGACUGCAUCGACGGCAGCGAGGGUCCGGACGCGUUCAGCACGGAGGGAAAAGCAGCACAAGCAGCGGCGCUCAGGACUCAGACUGGAGCCACUAAACCCACCGAGACAACGUCUCCACCCAGAUCAGAUAAGAAUCCCUCCCCCGGGUUCUCAGAAAGCACAUCAUGCUCAAAUAAACCCGAUCAGGGACAAUCCACAUUCCCUUCAGCCGGUGGCCUCAUGGACUCUUCCAAACAGACGAGUGCAGAUGUGGAGAAACUUGCUAACCCCUUUCAUCCAUGUGUGGUGAAACCUAGUCGGAGUUUUUCUCAGGACUCGGAGCCCGUGCUGAGAAAGAAGGUCUACCUCAGAGGAGGUGUUCCCAAGCUGUCAGCCUCUCCGUCCUUACCCAGGACAUCCAGGGCAUCAUCUCAGCCUCAGGUUGUAGGUAGGACGCCCCCUGUGGGUAUGAGUCAACUGAGGCAAAGCCACCCUCUGGGGUCUCCUAACAUGGAACGGGCCCACAGUCUUCGGGCAGCUCUGUUCGGAGGACACCUUGACAGGGAUUUUCUGAGAACUACCAUCACAUUGCAGCAGCCCGUGGAGCUGAACGGGGAGGACGAGCUUGUGUUCACGGUCGUGGAGGAGCUUCCUCUCGGCCUCGUCCCAGACAACGGCCGCCCCUCCAACCUCCUCGGCUUCAAGAGUGACCGCUCUCGGCGAGGGUUAUCCUCCGACUCUCGGCCCGUCAGCAUCAUCAGCAGUAUUAAUGACGAGUACGAUGCUUACAUGGGUCAACAAGGAGCUGUGGGACCCGGGGCCGACGUUGGCACCGACUGCCGGGAAGGGUUGUUUCCUCACCAUAGCGACAAGCGGUCGGCUCGCGGCUCACGGCCGAGUGAAGUGAGUGCUGAUUCGGCUGAAGGCACUCAUUCAACAAGCAGGCUUUACUUGAGGGACAAAGUCAUGGCAUCGGAGAAUGCAUCCAUGCUAACCUCGCCAAGUAUGUUUCAUAAACAGACAUUUUUGCAGCACAGCAUGAAGAGCUCCCUGAAUGACAGUGGCGUUGGUUUCUCAGAGCUGGACUGUAACCCUGCUACUCCAAACAAACCUUCUUUUACCAAGUGUCCUCCAUCCCCUGACUCCACCAAAGCCUCUCUCGCGGUGAGAGACGGUACUCUGAACACUUCUGCAUUAGCCCAGAUUCCACAUCCUGUCGCCCAUUCCAGUCUUCCCAGGAAAAACAAGCCUACCUCAUCUGCAGCCGUGGUCUGCAGCAGACAGGAAGGGAGACACGAUGAUGUUGUUUCGCUUCAGGGAAGCAGUCAGUUCGAUCCCAGAGAGGUUGGGUUUCUCUCUGCAGGUAAGCCACCAAGAAGUGGCACGAGUAGUGUUUCCUCUAAGAGGCCCGGAGGGAACAGCAACAGCGUACCUCGGCUACCGAAGACGACAAUGUCGUCUUCCGCUCAGAGGGUUGUGGAUGGUUGUGAGAAGUCCAGCGGCAGGAGGGGAGAUACUCUCAUCAAGCUGCCACGACUCACCCGAGGUGCGACAACUCUAGGAACUGUUUCCGUUCCCCAGAAUUCAGAAUCAAAAUGUGUUCGCGAGGGCGCUUCGGUGACGGGUACCCUGAGGUUCUCCUCCUUGGGGAAAAGGUUGAAUGGGCAGAAAAGCAGUGUGAUAUCUAGGUCUGGAUGUGGAAACAUCUCCCCUCUUGCUCCGCCUGUUAGACAGUUGAGCCAAGACCUAAAGACAAGGACUGCACUGUCUCCAAGUGCCUUAAAAACAAGCAGCGCCAUUGGAAAGUUUCCAUUCCCUAAAACAUCAACCUCAGAGGAGGAAUUCAACAUCAGGCUGUGGGCAGAUUCAUUCAGCCACAGAACAUCUUGUUUAAAAACCGAACACAGUUUCGCCAGGACAUCUUCCAGCCUGAAGACACGAGGGAGCAAAGCGGAGUCUUCCAGGUACUACGGGACUCUGAGGUCUCUGGAGAGUCAAACUUUAGCUGGGUCCAAGCUUGAGCUGUCCAGGGAGAGCAAUGCUGCUACUUUAGGGAGCAACAGCAGAUCCAACAGAUCAGUUCCAAGACUCGGGGUUCCGGCCUCCAGCUCCACAUCUGGUUCUUCCUCCCAAGUUUCUCCCGGUGUCUUUGCAACUACAAGCAAACUGGGGCCGGUCGAAGGCAACAACAGCAGCUCUCGAGCAGCAACGUCUGGUGGAUCAAAGGUUCGUACUUUGUCCACCGGCAGUCCCAAGACCCCUUCCUCCUCACCUAAACCUCUCGAUCACGUAGCCGGACGCAACACCGGCCUCCCUCCAACUGGAAAGUCCCCGGCUCGGUUGGGGGCAGCAGCCAAGACGGGAAGAGGCACCGUCAUGGGCACCAAGCAGGCCAUCAGCAGGGCGGCUAACAGCCGGGUUAGUGAGUUAGCCACCGGUAGCCAAAGGAAGCAGCUCAACAGGGUAUCCAGGGGAGAAACGGGAAGUGGUGGGACGACCGGUAGCAGCAUCGGGUUGCCGGGCAACACGCCGCUACCUUCGCCUUACAGCAAGAUCACGGCGCCUCGGAGGCCGCAGCGCCACAGCAGCGGGCACGGCAGCGACAACAGCAGCGUCCUCAGCGGAGAGCUGCCGCCCGCCAUGGGCCGCACCGCCCUGUUCUACCACAGCGGGGGCAGCAGUGGCUAUGAGAGCGUGAUCCGGGACAGCGAGACCACCGGCAGCGCGUCUUCGGCGCACAACGACUCCGUGAGCGAAACCGGAGCAUCAGCUUCGUCCAAUAGGAGCAAAGUUUCUAGAUCGCCCAAGAAGAGAGGAAACGGUGAGUCGGCUUUGCACUCGUCCACCUCCCUCCUGUCCUGUUACUGCUUCAGAGGUAAGAAUCUCUAUACAUCAAGGUGCAUCAUUUUUGUACGUUUUGCUACGAAUUCUGAAUGAGAAGGUGUUGAUUUAGGACCCAAACGUGACCAGAUACCAUGACUCAACAGUCUAAAGCCCUGCUUCCUUUAAUGCACCCUUGCAGCCUCACACCUUGUAAAAGUGUUGGACAACAUUCAAAUGAUUUAUGUAAAAAAACAUCUAAAUCUACGGCCGUUUAUUCUCUGGUUGGGUUUACAGGGAUGUGAUCUGGACUUUUCAGCACAAUCAGCACAAUAUAUUUUAAUAUUUUACAUUUCAAUGUGCAAAUUUUUUUCGCACGAUGGUGUUAAAACUUCAUCAAGAUUUAUCUAAAAAUAUCCACAAAUCUGAAACUUUCUCAGCAAUGUGGACCACUUAGUGGUUGUUAAAUCAGCUCAGAAUGCAUCUAGUUAUACUGUAGUACACAUAGUGUUGUAUAUAUAGAAUAUAGUAUAUGUAUUUGUUGCUAGAGCACAGCAGCAUCUUUUAUACAGUUUGUUCUUCUUGAGAUCGAUUAAAGACUUUAAAACAACAAACGGUUAAUGUAGAGAAAUGUCAAAAUGUAUUUAUUUAUUUAUUCAUUCUGCACCAAUCAGUGAAGCUGUGAGCCAGAGUUCAUCUGCUGUCCACAGAUAACAUGAAGCUUCUCAAUGUGUUGAUCAGAAUGUGUGAGAAGCUACAUCGACACAUUAACACGUUUGUUUGUCCAUAUUGUGCUGACUGGAUGAAAGCGGCUGUUCAAUAUCAUAUUUUCAUGAAUGCUGAGCACAUUUAAGCCUUUAAGCGUUAUCGUCACAUCGUCACAUUAUGUGUGACGAUGUGACCUUCCAGCAGCUGAUUGUGAUUCAUGCAGCAGGUCAGAGAGUCUGAUGCAUGAUCCGCCUCAUGAAUAAUUCAUGAGGCCGCUGAGAUUCCCCAUGUACAUAUCCAACUACACU
Anarrhichthys ocellatus (wolf-eel) is the source of this 5042-nucleotide messenger RNA. Its product is annotated as kinesin-like protein KIF26A. Gene Ontology annotation, biological process: microtubule-based movement. NCBI's taxonomy places the organism in Eukaryota, Metazoa, Chordata, Actinopteri, Perciformes, Anarhichadidae. Gene Ontology annotation, molecular function: microtubule binding; microtubule motor activity; ATP binding. The annotation marks the transcript as partial. The transcript has 6 exons. The record is from RefSeq and is a predicted model, not a curated record.